This is a messenger RNA of Exophiala dermatitidis NIH/UT8656, 2871 nucleotides long. RefSeq names its product kinesin family member 5. NCBI's taxonomy places the organism in Eukaryota, Fungi, Ascomycota, Eurotiomycetes, Chaetothyriales, Herpotrichiellaceae. Bases 1 to 2871 code for a protein of 956 amino acids. Gene Ontology annotation, biological process: mitotic spindle organization; microtubule-based movement. The record is from RefSeq and is a predicted model, not a curated record. Gene Ontology annotation, molecular function: microtubule binding; microtubule motor activity; ATP binding. The transcript is spliced from 4 exons.
AUGAAUUCCAGUUCGGCCGCGGGAGGCAGCGGAGGGGGCAACAACAUCAAAGUUGUUGCCCGUUUCCGUCCUCAGAACAAAGUCGAAAUCGCGAAUGGAGGACAACCGAUUGUCCAGUUUCUGGGGGAAGACACCUGCCAGGUCCAGUCUUCCGAAACCAAUGCCCCCUUUACCUUCGACCGAGUCUUCGACAUGUCCUCCCAGCAGUCCGACAUAUUCGACUUCUCCAUCCGAUCGACCGUCGAAGAUGUCAUGAACGGCUACAAUGGAACGGUUUUCGCGUACGGCCAAACCGGGGCGGGAAAGUCGUACACAAUGAUGGGCGACAUGGAUGACCCUGACAAGAAGGGUAUAAUCCCGCGAAUAACUGAGCAGAUUUUCGAUUCCAUCCUCGUUCACGGCUCGGCACAGAUCGAAUAUACCGUGGGUAUCUCGUAUUUAGAAAUAUACAUGGAGAGAAUACGCGAUCUGUUGAACCCGGUUAUGGACAAUUUACCUAUCAAUGAAGGACCUAAAGGACCUUAUGUGAAAGGCCUACGGGAAAUAUACGUCAAUACGGUGGAUGAAGUAUAUACGGCAAUGCAUCUGGGUCAGCGCUCGCGUGUCACAGCCUCGACAAACAUGAAUCUGGAGUCCUCACGGUCGCAUUCGAUAUUUUUGGUCACAAUCAACCAGAAAGAUGUCAACACCGGGUCGCAGAAGAGUGGGAUGCUGUAUUUGGUCGAUCUGGCCGGUUCGGAAAAAGUGGGCAAGACAGGCGCAAGUGGACAGACGUUGGAGGAAGCAAAGAAAAUCAACAAAAGUCUGAGUGCGCUCGGAAUGGUUAUCAAUGCUCUAACCGAUGGCAAAUCCACGCAUGUCCCAUACCGAGAUUCCAAGCUGACCCGAAUCCUACAAGAAAGUUUGGGUGGCAAUUCGCGGACGACCUUGAUCAUCAAUUGCUCUCCGAGCAGCUACAACGAUGCAGAGACCGUCAGCACAUUACGAUUCGGCAUGAGGGCGAAGACGAUCCGCAACAAGGCCAAGAUCAAUGCCGAAUUGAGUCCAGCUGAACUGAAGCGCCAACUCAAGCUUGCUCAGAACCAGACCAUGACGUUCGAAAAGUACAUUGCCUCGCUGGAUUCGGAAUUGCAGCUCUGGAGAAAGGGAGAAACGGUUCCGAAAGAGAAAUGGGUGCCUCCCUUGAGUGGAUCCGGUGGGAAGAUGGACUCCAGAACCAGACCAGACACACCGUCACGAGGGCCUUCAGACCUUCUGCGGUCGGAAACGCCCAGCCGACCUGACUCUCGAACCGGAGAGAGGUCCAGCACUCCCAGCAUCAUACUCGAGAAGGAUGAGCGGGAGGAGUUCCUGCGACGAGAAAAUGAACUCCAAGAUCAAUUGACAGAAAGGGAGACUCAGGUGGCCAACGCGGAAAGAAGUCUUCAAGAAGUCCGAGAAGAGCUCAAAUCGUAUAAAGAGAGCGCCAUGCGCACGACAAAAGAAAACGAGACGCUGGCGGACAAGCUCAAUAAAACCGAGCUGGAAUUACAGAAGUUGUCGUACCAGAGUAAAGAGGAUGCCAUCACCAUGGAGGCUCUGAAAGAUGCCAACUCUGAAUUAGAGACCGAAUUGGUUUCUGUCAAACAACAGCUACUCGAGCUCAAGAUGAGUGCGAAGGAGACCACCGCGGCUUUGGACGAAAAAGACCGCAAGAAAAAGGAAAAGAUGGCCAAGAUGAUGGCAGGCUUUGACCUGGGAGACAGUGCCUUUUCCGAAAAUGAGGCCCGUAUGCGCGACAUGCUCGAGCAAGUGGAUUCUCUGCAUGCUGCCAGCAUGAACGGGGAGAGUGUGCCCACCCAUGUUUUGGAGGAUUUGAGGGCGAAACUACUCGAGUCUCAAACCCUCGUCCGUCAAGCAGAACAGUCUUUGAACGAAAGAGCCGACAACGAGAACGAAGAACGGACGCUGGCGCUCGAGGAACGAUUGGCAUCGGUGCAACAAGAGUAUCAAGAUCUCUUGACCCGCAAUCUAGGGCCUGAAGACGUGGAAGUGGUCAAGUCGAAACUGGAGCAGUUAUACUCGGAUCGCCGGGAAACACAGGCUGAACUGGUCCGUGACUUGAGGGAUCAACUGACACAAAAGUCCCAGGAGAUCGAAAAGCUCCAGAAAUCCAUCACGGAACUCCAAGCUCGAGGAGCGGCCAAUGGAGCAGCUGGGGUUAACGGGACUGGCAGCAAGACCUUGCAGCAACAGAUUGCCGAUUUUGAUUUGAUGAAGAAGAAUCUCAUGCGUGACCUGCAGAACCGGUGUGAACGGGUGGUAGAGCUGGAGAUCUCUCUCGACGAGACGCGAGAACAGUAUAACAAUGUGCUGCGGUCGAGCAACAACCGCCAGCAACAGAAGAAGAUGGCUUUCUUGGAGCGCAAUCUCGAACAACUCACCGUGGUGCAGAGGCAGCUCGUCGACCAGAACACGAGCCUUAAGAAGGAGGUCGCCAUUGCGGAGCGGAAGCUGAUUGCCCGCAACGAACGCAUCUUGAGUCUUGAGAGUUUGUUGAGUGACAGCCAGGAGAAGUUGACGGCUGCCAAUCACAGAUUCGAAGCUCAACUCGCCGCUGUCAAGGAGCGACUGGAGGCGGCCAAACUGUCAUCAAGAAACAUGGCCCCGGCUGGUGCUGGUGCGGCCAGCACAGUAGGCGGAGGGUUCAAUAGCCUCAUGAGCGCUGGUGCUCGGAUAGCCAAACCGCUCCGUGGAGGCGGUGGAGCAGCAGCGCCGAACAGCCUCGACGGUGCGAAUGGAGGUCCAACUCACCCGGCUCUAUCCAACGUGGCCGGCUCCGAUGGCGGGAGUAAUAAACGAAGCAGUUGGUUUUUCAAUACGGGUCGGUGA